This is a messenger RNA of Pecten maximus, 7748 nucleotides long. Its product is annotated as nuclear hormone receptor HR96-like. Gene Ontology annotation, molecular function: zinc ion binding; RNA polymerase II cis-regulatory region sequence-specific DNA binding; nuclear receptor activity. The coding region runs from base 887 to 2212 and encodes 441 amino acids. Gene Ontology annotation, biological process: cell differentiation; negative regulation of transcription by RNA polymerase II; positive regulation of transcription by RNA polymerase II. Lineage: Eukaryota; Metazoa; Mollusca; Bivalvia; Pectinida; Pectinidae. The transcript is spliced from 5 exons. The record is from RefSeq and is a predicted model, not a curated record.
CUCCAGCCUCCCACCCAGUACAACACUGAUGCUGUUGUUUAGUGGAGGAAUGAAAAACAAGUGAAUGGGUACACUUUAUAACUACUUAUCUAUUCAGUGUGUUGAACAAGGAUAUCUCUAGCGGUGUAUAUAUAUGUGUUGUUCAUCAGUGUUUACCUGAAGUAGAUCAACUCUCUGUAAAGUGUCGGGGAAGUGAUACCAAGUUUUGUCUAUGGUGGUGUUAUCCAACACUUAGAACUCGCCCUUUGAUAUUAAAUUCAUCCAGGCAUAUCCAUAGCAUUCGACUACAGAUGAGGAUAGAGUUGGUCCACAGAUAGUUUGUCGGACUGUAUCACGGACGUGUAAGUAAUAGGAGACGACUCCGUAUUGACAGUCUAGCAGUGACACUUUUUAUUAUUGUUGUAGAGACUAGCCGGGGUGGACGCUAUAUUGAAGGUCUUUUUUUAUCCACCACCGAACACGGAUGGGAGGGAAGAAAAAAAAAGUCAGCACAAGGAUUUAUGACUAAGCGUGGCAGUAUCUAGUUCUCAAUGUAGGCACUUCUGUGUACAGUAGAGAGAAUUUGAAUCUGUGUACCCACUUGACUACUCCAGAUGAGCUCAGUUAGAUUUUCGCUAGCUCUUCGACUGUUGAGAAGGAAAAACACAGGCGUAUAAACAGGAUUCUGGAAUACAGGCUUCUAGGGAAUCAUUGUGCGUAAAAAAAAUUACAACCAGGUCUAGUGGGAUAGUGUAUGUGUUGGCUCUAUAGGAAAGAGCUCCGGAGUUUCUCCCAUCCCUGACCUCCUCAGGCCAAAGGGGAGAGUUUGUGACCCAGUCUCUCUCCGACCUAGUUUUGACCUAGAAUACGAUAUAUCUGUGAUCAUUGUAAAGGAAGACAGACCAUAAUGGAAUCACUUAGUGGGCGGAAGACUAGCUCCGAGCCUCCUAGUGUUGCCUCUACUGCGCUUCACAAGCUUGCUGCCAACCUGAAUAAUCUGGAUAUACAUCAGUACCUCUAUGACGACGCGGUGAAGAUGGAUUUGAGUUUUGAAGACUCAAACAGUAACAGCAUGCCAUCGAUGUCAAAUCCGUACCGGCCAAUGGACGUUCGCGUGGCAGAGGAUGUCCAUAAGGCACGGAAGAACAAGGAAGACAAAUAUUGUGGGGUGUGUGGGGACAGGGCACUUGGCUACAACUUUGAUGCCAUUUCUUGUGAAUCUUGUAAGGCUUUCUUCCGAAGAAAUGCUCCAAAGGGUUUGGAAUAUUUCAAAUGUCCAUACGAAGAGAAAUGUAAGAUGGAUGUCUCCAAUCGACGCUUCUGUAAGAGAUGUCGACUGAGGAAAUGUUUUGAAAUUGGCAUGAGGAAAGAAUACAUCUUGACAGAGGAAGAGAAAAGUCGCAAAAAGCAGAGGAUUGAGGAGAAUAGGUACACGAAGGGACAAAAAGUACGAGAAUGUGAUAGAAAAAAUCAGAUCAGUGACGUCAGCACAUCCAAUAGCUACACUGGGAAGGUGCGGGUUCUUGAACCAGACGAGGAUUACCUCAUCAACGAAGUCGUCAGCGCUUAUCGUCAGUCCCUCGAGGUCAGCAUCGACUCGGAAAUCCCACGAGACAAUGCCUCUUUCUUGGACUUAGUCAAUAUAGCAGAAUUAAGUGUGCGCAGGGUUAUUGAUAUGGCAAAGAAAAUAAAAUCUUUCAAAUCUCUCUCUCAGACGGAUCAGAUCAGCCUGUUAAAAGGAGGAAGUAUAGAGCUGCUUAUCAUCCGAUCCGUUAUCACAUUUGAUAAGGAAAAACAACAUUUUCUGGAUCCUUUCGACAAUGAGAGCAACGCCAUGUCGUUAGAUCAGCUCAAGAUGGGAGAAGGUGGUGGCUUGUUCGAGGAGCACAUGAAAUUUACAAAAUCUUUAGCAAUAGAUUUGAAGGCUGAUGAGACCAUGCUUAUUCUGUUAUUGGUUAUCUCCCUUUUCUCACCGGAUCGUACAAAUGUAACGGACAAAGCAUAUAUCUGUCAGGAACAAGAUAAGUAUGCACUGCUCCUUCUACGUUACAUGGAGUCUAGGUACCCCUCUAGUCUUGUGCGCUCUCUCUAUCCGAAACUUCUGAUGAAACUCACUGACAUUCGCAACCUGAAUGAAGAGCACUCACAUGUUUUGCUCAAGGUAAAUCCGGAGGGUAUCCAGCCUUUGAUGAAAGAGGUCCUUGACCUCAAUGUGAAGAAUGAAAUAGCGUAAUGCAGAUAAAGACCCCAUCAGAAGGGUUUGUGUGAUAUUUGACAGUUGCCAGUCUGGGGUAUACUGCCGGUGAAUAGAUGUGCGUCAUCACAACGCCAGGUGAAAACUGACAAAGUUUGGCGAUAUUCACAGUUCAACUAUGUGCCACAAUUCUCUGCCUUUUAAACCCAGUGGACAUACAUCGUCUUGUAAACAGUGGUUUGACUGGCUUGCCAGCAGAGGAUGGAGUUUCGUGGUUCCGUGAUGGGCUGCGGCGAGGAAGAGGUGAUGUUCAGGUCUGCUUUGUUUACCAUGUACGUUAUCGUGAAACUUUGUCUCGAUAUCAAAUAGACACCCUUCGUCCAUACGGUUAUACGUGUACAGCCAUUUUUGUCCAAGGUUAUUAUGGGAGUAUCAUGGAAUAAGCAUACAAGCAACAGAACAGGAAAAAACGAACGAAAAAUGACAUGUCCAGUUCGCAACAAUAUAUAAUCGACAUAUAUCUCAGGAUGAUUACACGAAAAGUGGACUACUUAGACAUUUAAUGUUGCAAAUUGACAUAAAUUUUGCCAAAUAUUGUUCAAGGUCGUGUCAGCUUACCAAGAUGUGAUUGGUCUGUGUGAAAUCUUUUGUGUUCAUCAGACAAUCUAGAAACACUGAUACUUCUACAACAGACCCAUUUGAAGACUAACAUGCAUAAAGCCUGUUGUAAAAUGUCAUAGGCCAAAGACAGAUUUGUCAUUUGGUGCAGAUUUGAUCUGAUAAAGUUAAGGAAUUGAAUCAUUCUUGUUUAUAAAUUUGUAUCAAUUUCUCCGGUGAUUAAUUUUGGUGUUAAUUGGAUUUUGAAAUGUUGUAAAUUAUGUGGCACAUUGGAGCAGUACUGGAAAUACUGAUAGAAUAAUUAUUUUUUUAUCAGAAGUCUCACCACCUUGAGAAGAUUCAGGUGAAAGUUUAAAGAGGAAGAAAAAAAGACUGAGAAAAUGUUCUGUCCAAGAAACUGUGUAAAACAUGUAAUCUGUUUUGAAUAGAGUUUUUUCUGGGUAUCAUAGUUGUCAUCAGAUGUUUGGCUCAAUUGAACUGGAAUUGUAGGGGACACAACUCCUUCAGUACCACUGACACUUAUAAUAUGGCAUCAAUGAGAGAGUACAUGUAUGUAGAAAUGAUUCCUGUUCUUCAGGAUAAAAAGAAUGUCAGUAACGUAAAAGUUAUAUACCAGGUCAGUGACAUUAGUUAGGUAGAGCAGAAAAGUGCUUCCUCGUAAUUUGUAUGUAUAUUAGUUUAACGCUCAUCAUAUUCAUGUAAAAAGAGAAUUAUUCAAAGGGAGACAAUUCAUUAUUUUGUUUCUUUUGUAGAAAUUCAUUCAUCCAUCAUAAGUACUGAUUCAAGUCACAAUCAAGUGCCACUAUUGGAGGUGGUUGAAGUAAUUAAUUCAAUAUUGCAUCUACUAUGUGAAAUAAAUGUUUUGCCAUGAUUUUGUGCUCAAGUGAAUAUUGUGCAAAUAUAUAAAAGGAGAAAACUGUACAUUUGCCAUCAUAUUUGUUUGCACCUCAAAUAGACACUCCAUGCCUACUUGUCUGAUACUUGUAUAGUCAAUAAGGAAGAAACACUAAUAAUGGUAUAAUGCUGAAACGUUGAAGUGCCUGUUUCUCAUAUCUAUGUGAUAAAAUAAUCGUAGUGUCCAACCUUUAGUGUCCUAAUCAUGUCCCAUCAUUAUCGCCCUAUAUUUCUUACAGAGUAACUGAACCCAUUUACAAACAGUACAGCGAUGACUGGUGUGUAUAUUUCAUAGUGUGUUAUCAAAAUUUUUUAAUAAAAUAUGAAAUUAUAACCUAGUAUGAAAUUAUAUUAAUGACAUAUAGUGCUACGCUUUAAAGUGCAUAUAACUAUCCUAGUCAUUCAGAUCAGGAGAUGAUAUUUUGAUAUUAACAUUUCAAAUGUUGACUCACAACACAUUUACACUGGCUAUAGAAUAUUUUCAAAACAGUUAUGAACUGUUUUUAAUUUCGGAACAUAUUACAAAAAAUAUUUUGGUUGUUAAUAUAAUAAAUAUUCCUUCCAAAACAUUUUUGAAAGAAAAAAAUAUAUAGAUAUAUAUAUAUAUAUAUAUAUAAUGUAAUGUAAUCCACUUAUUAGUUAUUGUGCUUUGAUAGGAAAAUAUCAAUUACUGGCAGAGUGGUUGUAAUGAGAAUUCUGUGUUUCUGACGUUUUUUCCUUCCUGCUCCUGAUACAGAAUACAUACAAUGGAAUAUUGAUCAUAUAGCCUGCCACUAUCCUCCAAAGUCCAAACUGAUGUUUCAAUUUUUCUGAAAGUGAGAACAUGUCUGAUUUAAUGCAUGAAAUAUCUGGUCCCAGUGAUGCAGAUGUUUUCAUUGUUAUUUUCCCGGCGGGAUAGAAAAAUUGUAGAAAUAUAACGUUGUCAUUCCGCAGUAGUAAGCUCGUUCAAUAGGCUUACCGGUAAACAGAAUCGGAUAAUAAGGGUACCAUCAUCCAAUCCAGGUUUUUAAAGAUAUUGAAAAAAUGCAUGAGGUGAUUUUUCAUAUUCGUAAUAGUUUAUUCCAUAUAUGAAAAAGUAAAUUUCAAAAUAAGCUUUUUAGACUGCUAAAUCCUGAUCAAACACAGCGUAAAAUGAAAUCACGCAAAAUUUUGACAUGAAAUUGUUAGAUUGAUAGAAAAAUUAUUCUGCAGAGGAAUAUGUGAGAUCCACAGGUCUGUUAAUUCACUAACUGAUUCUUAGUCCUGAUGUCUAUAAAACAUAUAUAUUAACAAUAUUUAUAUAAAUUUCAAAUCUUAAUACUAAAGUUACGUUAGAAUAUUGUUUUUUUUUACUUUCUUCUUUUUCACCUUCGGUUAAUUAUAACAUAAUAUAUAAAUUAAAUUGAAAUGGAGGAAAGAGGUUAGAUAUAGUGGGUGAUAAAAAGAAUCUGGUGUUAAAGUCAUUAUUUAAUGGAGAUGAAAAACAAAGUGCUCUAAAUCUAUGUUUGUGAUAAACAGUGUAAAUCAGAUGGUAUUGUGUAUGUUGAAAUGUGUCAUGAAUGUGUUGAUUUUCCACAUGAUUAAUAUUACAUUGAUGUUUCUAGGUAUUAUUUUUUCGCUUAUAUAUUAAUGUUUAUGUGCAUAUUUUCCUUCCUGCUCUAAUGAGAAAAAUUCUAGUGAAUAAGAAAUGUUUAAUUGCUGUUAAAUUAACUGAAAUCGAAGCAAUCCAGUAUGUUAGGAAUAAAAAAAUGUUUUUAGAAGACGAAUGUUGGUUUGAUAUCUAAAAAGAAAAAGAUUUGUUUUGAUGUGACUGACUCAUUUAUAGCUGUUUUACAGAGCUGAGGAUUUCAGAGAGUUACACACUGUAGGUUAAAUAACACAGGUAAGCUGUACAGUUGUAGAGUAUGGCAAAUUGUGUUGUGGCAAUUUUCUUUAAGAAAAGUGCUUUACUAUUUGACAAAAGCAUAGUUUCUUCAUCUUUGUGUGCAAUACUUUGGUGUCUGAAUAGACAGGUUUCACUGUAUACAUUAAUAUAUAAUUCUGCUGUCUUUAAAUCCAUCAUAACAGUCAAAAACUGAGAAUUUUAUCAAUUACAUCAGUCCAAGGGAGAUAACUGGAUGAAAUCCAUUAACCUUUUAGCUUUCUGUUGCUAUUGAUAGAAUGGUCAGUGAUUUUAUAGUUAAUCAUGUGAUUUGAUGCCGAUAUUGAUUUUAAACUUUUUUGAUAUAUAUGAAUUAUGAAAUUCUACAUUCAAACAAAUAUACAAUGAAUUUCAAUUUUUUUUUUUUUUUAAUAUAAAGUUAAAGUCUUGCUGAUCGUGCCGUCUUUGUUCACUUUAAAGUAAUGUUGGUUAUUUCUAAAGAGAAAAAAGUACUACUGAUAGCACAGAUAUAGACUGGGCUGGUGACAGGAUUAGCAUGGUCCAUUUGUCACAAUCACUAAAAGAUUUCAUUUUCUACUUCUAAUAUUUGUUUCUGGAAUCUACUCGGGCUGAAAUGGUUUGACAAGGGAAAUUAUGUAAUUAUGCAGCAUUUAAACUUCAGAAUUAAGGAAUUUUUCUUCUUUAUAUUUAAAGUUUUUCAUUUUCUUUGGUUAUUUGUGUCUUCAUCGUUGAUGUUAUUUUUACUUUAAUGGAAUUAUUUGAAGACGUUAGUAAUCCUUAAAAAACAAGUUACUGUGUACCAUAUCUACAUUAUGUAGUACUGUUAAUUAAUGUUACAUGGGUUUGGAAUGCUUUUUGGGAUAACGAGUUUUUAUCAAGGAAUUUAAAUCUAUUUUUAAUUACCCUAUAAGGUACACAAUAAUGAUAUUUUUUCUGGAUGACUUAUAUUGAUUGCUCAUUUUUGUGUUUUGAUUAUCCAAUUAGUUAUUACUACAUUAUUGUGGUAUUGUUUGUUUAUGAGGUAUUUUAAAUGACCUGAAUAUGAGAAGUAUUGAAGAUAUAAACACGGGUACCCGUGUGAGUUUGUAUAAAUGGCGUUUUUUGUUUUGUUGUAAUGUGUGACCGUUAGGGCAGCAUAUUGUAUUAUACUGAUGUAAUACAUUAAACAAAAUAAUGAUGAUGUUGAUGGAAUUAUGAUAAUGAUUUACCUGUUGCUACAUCAUAUAUUGUAAAAAAAACAUGAAAAUAAUACAAAUAUAUAUAAAUAUAUAUUUCAAGUUUUGAAAAAACUACCAGUCAUAAUUUCUAGAGCAUGAUAUGUGUGUUAGAAUGUACUCGAUGUCAUAAAGUUUGUGACAAUAAACAGGAUUUCAUUAUUAGCCUCUCACUAUCAUCUGUAUACUUGUGUAUCGGCAUAUAUACAUUAUAUAUAUUCAAAUAUAUACUUAGCAUAAAUGUGACAAAAUUUGGACACUGUAAAUAUAUGGAUUUGUUGUGAAAACUUCACAAGAUUUUAAGAGUUUGGACAGAAUCAGUCCUGGAGUAUUAUGAAUCAAUCUUUUCUGUAUCUAGAUUGUCUUCACAUAAUCCUGGGACUUAAAGAGAUAUUUUUAAUUGUUAAGGUUCAAUGAAAAUUGCCUUAAUGUGUUGGUGAGGACCCCCUAAAAAAUAAAAUCAUUUUAAUGGGGCCCCAGAAGGGGCAACCACAUUAAUAAGGUCCUAACAGGGAAAUUCACAUUAUGAGGCCCCAAGAAGGGGUGAUCACUUAUCAUUUAUCACUCAUAUUAAGAUGAAUCAUGAUGAUUCAACCACACGCAGUGUUUAUUUAUACAUGUAUAUAUACAUGUAAACUGCCAGUAAGUUAUAAUUAACAUUUCCCUUCCUCUAAUGAUUUUAUGAUUAGUUUUAUUUGCGUUUAUUUAACAUAUACCGAAGGUACUGUGUUUGGUUAUUAAAAUCUGGUAGAUUUAUUUUUGACAAUUCAAGAAAAUUAUGUUGGUAAUGUUUGAAAAGUCUCAUUAAAUGAGAUAUUUUUCACAAGGGUUGUAUUGGAUAUUUGUGAUCCUAUGAUCUGUUUUGUUAAUUCAUAAGAAAAUUACCCUUCCCCACCCCUUACAUUUUAAAGAACAUUAAAAACAUCAUGUAUUUCCACUAACGACAUGUCAUACUUAAUUCACUCAAUAAAUGGUAGCUUGAAAUGAU